UCCUGCAGGCAGCAUUCCGGGUGGAGAGAGAGAGAGAGAGAGAGAGAGAGAGAGAGUGGAGAGAAAGAGAAAGACAGACGAGAUCUGAAGCCGUAGAGACUGUCUAUUUACACCAAGAAAUACGAGCUGUUUGUCCACAACCAGCCGCGGCGUUUACAGCAGGAUAUGGGCUCUCCAGGGCAGAUCCCGGGACAACACAUGGAACUCUAAGCUAGCCCUCUCCAUCCAUCUCCAUUUGCUGCCUUGCUCGCUGCACGCUGCUCGCCAAAACCACCUCUCCUACCCCUGGUAUAGCGGUUUGGCUCCGACUCCUCUUAAGAGAAGGAGAGAAGAAAACCCAAGUGGGAGGGAGUAGUAAAACUUUCCCCAGCUGCUGUCCAGACACACACAUGCUGCAUUGCUGCCAUUCCCCAAGCCCUGCUCUGCUCCAUCCAUCCCUAGGGCACGGCCACUAGCUCGCUAGCUACAGCUAGCACUUGGCACAAAGACGAGGCCUUGUCCUCUGGGAUAAAAAUACAAGCAGAACUGUGUACACUUGCCUUCUUUUUCUUUUUUCUCCCUUUUUUCCGGGUCACCCAGCCAAACACUCAUUAACUGGGGCUCCUUUUGUUUAGCUGUCACUCCCGCUGCUUUGAGCAGUGGAGGCUUGCUAGUAGCCAGUCAGUCAGUCAGUCAGACAUUCAGCCAGGCAGACUGAGGAAGCCAGAGGGGUCGGUUAUCAGAGACCAGGAUGACGGAGCCCAGCAUGGAGAACUGCCUGGCCCAGGUCCUGCAGAAGGACAUGGGCCGCCGGCUGCAGGUGGGGCAGGAGAUCAUUGAUUACAUUUUGGACAAGGAGAAGUCCCCCGACCUGGAGCAGGAUCAGACGGCACUGGACAAGAUGGUCGACGGCAUCGCCAGCUCCUGGGUCAACUGCAGCAACUUCAAGGUGGCUCUGCUCGGCUUGGACCUCUUAUCUGCCUUAGUGACAAGGUUACAGGAGAGAUUUAAGGCCCAGGUGGGAACAGUUCUGCCCAGCCUUAUUGAUCGAUUGGGAGAUUCUAAGGACCAAGUGCGAGAACAAGACCAAACAGUGCUGCUAAAGAUCAUGGAACAAUCUGCCACCCCGCAGUAUGUGUGGGACAGAAUGCUGGCAGGCUUCAAACACAAGAACAACAGGACCAGAGAAGGAGUGUGCCUUUGCCUCAUCGCCACGCUGAGCACACACGGAGCUCAAGGCCUGACCCUCAGUAAAAUUGUUCCCCACAUAUGUAACCUCCUGGGGGACCCCACUAGUCAGGUACGUGACGGAGCUAUGAGCUGCUUGGUGGAGAUCUACAAACAUGUGGGUGAGAGGGUGAGAAUGGAUCUCAGCAAAAAAGGCCUGCCACAGUCACGGUUGAAUGUAAUCUUCAGCAAAUUUGAUGAAGUCCAAAGAUCCGGGAACAUGAUCUCAUCCUCUGGCUCAGAUAAGAACUUUGAGGAUGAAGACUCUGUGGAUGGAGGCCGGUCCUCCUCCUCGUCAUCAUCCAAAGCACCCCCCAGUGGCAGGAGGACUGUAGUGAGCUCUGUUAGAAGACCCAGCUCAGCCACCACAACUAAGGCCACAAGUAAAGAAGCAGCUGCCGGUGCUGUUGAUGAAGAGGAUUUCAUCAAAUCCUUUGAAGAUGUGCCCUCAGUCCAGAUCUACUCUAACAGAGAUCUAGAGGACCAGCUGUCCAAGAUCAGAGAAGUGCUGUCUGAUGACAAACAUGACUGGGAGCACCGAGUGGUAGCGCUGAAGAAGGUUCGUUCUCUCAUGCUGGCCGGGGCAACUGAGUAUGAGGGUUUCCCUCAGCAGCUGCGUCUCCUGGAGGCCUCCCUCAAGAUGUCAGCUAAAGACCUGCGCUCACAGGUGGUCCGCGAGGCCUGCAUCACACUGGGACAUUUGUCAUCAAUACUGGGUAACAAGUUUGACCACGGAGCGGAGAGCAUCAUGCCCACACUGCUGAACCUUGUGCCCAACAGUGCUAAAAUCAUGGCCACGUCUGGAGUGGCCGUCAUCCGCCUCAUCCUCAGGCGCACACACUACCCACGUCUCAUCCCCAUCAUCACCAGUAACUGCACCUGCAAAUCAGUAGCAGUCAGACGACGCUGUUAUGAGUUCCUAGACCUCAUGCUACAAGAGUGGCACACCAAUACACUGGAAAGACAUGUGGCUGUUCUGACUGAGACCAUCAAAAAAGGCAUACACGAUGCUGACUCUGAGGCCAGAUCCAUUGCAAGAAAGUGCUAUUGGGGUUUCCAUGGCCACUACAGCCGGGAGGCAGAGCAUCUGUUCCAGGCGCUGGAGUCCACCUAUCAGAAAGCCCUCCAGUCUCACCUGAAGAGCUCUGACAGCAUCGUGUCUCUACCCCAGUCUGACCGCUCCUCCUCGUCCUCCCAGGAGAGUCUGAACCGGCCAUUGUCUGUGAAGAGUGUCAUCGGAGGGAGCAUAACAAGGAGUAAGCUGGUGAGCACCAGGGUGUCGCCCUCAUCUGGAUCUCUCCAGCGUUCCCGUAGUGACAUCGAUGUAAACGCCGCCUCCAGCGCCAAGUCCCGUCUGUCCACCGUCCCUGCCUCCUCGCCAUUCAGCUCUGCGGCUGCCCUUCCCCCAGGGUCCUACGCCUCAUUAGAUGGCACUCCUGGUAAAAGUGAUGGUCGUGUUCGUACCAGGAGACAAAGCUCGGGCAGCGUGGCCGGAGGAGCCAGUACCUCAGUGGUGGACAGUAGGGGGCGCAGCCGAGCCAAAGUGGUCUCUCAGUCCCAGCGAUCCAGAUCAGCCAAUCCCAUCAAUGCCGGCAGUCGCUCCAGCUCCCCGGGCAAGCUGCUCGGCCACAGCAGCUACGGCCGGAUCCCUCGAGCCACGGUGUCGGCCUCCACCACGCCAGCAGACAAGCGCACCAGGAUCCCUCGCAGCCAGGGCUGCAGCCGUGAGACCAGCCCCAGCAGACUGGGCCUCGCCAGGCUGUGUGGUAAAGCUCUUCUUCCUGCUGCUCUUCCCUACCGCACGCUAGCCCGGAGCCGCAUUCCCCGUCCCAGCAUGAGUCAGGGUUGCAGUCGCGACACCAGUCGCGAGAGCAGCCGCGACACCAGCCCUGCUCGGGGCUUCACUCCUCUGGCCUCCCGACGUCACUCCCGUUCAACCAGCGCUCUCUCCACAGCCGACCCCCACGGCCAGUCAGACCGAUAUGGUUUGAUUCACCAAGCGAGGAUCUCUGCAUCAGUCAACGCCAUGAGGGUCCUAAACACUGGCACAGAGGUGGAGGCAGCAGUUGCUGAUGCUCUGCUAUUAGGAGACUCCAGGAAUAAGAGGAAGCCGUUGAGACGGAGGUACGAAUCACCUGGGAUGUACUCUGAUGACGACGCCAACAGUGAUGCGUCCAGCGCUUGCUCAGAGCGCUCAUAUGGCUCCAGGAACGGAGGCAUCCCCCAUUACCUGCGCCAGACGGAGGAUGUGGCGGAGGUCCUGAACCACUGCGCCAGCUCCAACUGGUCAGAGAGGAAGGAGGGCCUGCUGGGUCUGCAGAAUCUCCUCAAGAGCCAAAGAAUACUGAGUCGAGUGGAGCUGAAAAGACUUUGCGAGAUCUUCACAAGGAUGUUUGCAGAUCCACAUAGCAAGAGAGUGUUCAGCAUGUUCCUGGAAACUCUCGUGGACUUCGUCACAGUACACAGGGAGGACCUGCAGGACUGGCUUUUUGUCCUGCUCACUCAGCUGCUGAAGAAGAUGGGGGCAGAUCUGCUGGGCUCAGUCCAGGCCAAAGUCCAGAAGGCCCUGGAUAUCACAAGGGACUCCUUCCCAUUCGACCAACAGUUCAACAUUCUGAUGAGGUUCAUCGUCGAUCAGACUCAGACACCUAAUCUGAAGGUUAAGGUGGCCAUUUUGAAGUACAUCGAGUGCCUGGCUCGGCAGAUGGACCCGACGGACUUUGUCAACUCCAGCGAGACGCGCCUGGCCGUAUCUCGCAUCAUCACCUGGACCACUGAACCCAAAAGUUCUGAUGUCAGGAAGACCCUUCAUAACUGGGUGAGCGAGGAGCUAGCUGGCAGGUCCAGUACUGCAGCCUUACUGUCCGCUGAGGGCAACCAGGAAGAAAGGUGUAAGCAGGCCGCCCAGGUGGUGCUGAUCGCUUUGUUUGAGCUCAACACCCCAGAGUUCACCAUGCUGCUGGGAGCUCUCCCCAAAACCUUCCAGGACGGAGCAACCAAACUACUGCACAACCACCUGAAGAACUCCAGCAACACCAGCGGCAGCGUGGGGUCUCCGAGCAACACCAUCGGCCGGACGCCAACACGCCACACCCCCAGCAGAACCAGCCCCCUCACCUCUCCAACAAACUGUUCCCACGGAGGACUGUCACCAAGUCGGUUAUGGGGUUGGGGUGUCGACGGACUGUCAAAGCAAUCCCCCGCCCCUCCUCCUCCUCCUCCUCAGCCCCACUCCACCCCUGCUGCCCCCUCCCUAAGGGUCCUCCGCAGAGCAUAUUCACCCAGCAUGAUGGAGUACGACACCGAGAACAUGAAUUCGGAAGAGAUCUACAGCUCGCUGCGCGGCGUCACCGAGGCCAUCCAAAGCUUCAGCUACCGGAGCCAGGAGGACCUGAAUGAGCCAAUCAGACAGGAGGGCAAGAGGGACGAUGCCGCAGGAAGAGAGGGCGUAGCGUCCUCUCCUGGCUCUGACGCCCGCCUCGGCUUAGACAUGGUGGAAGGGGGUCGCACCGCCUUAGACAACAAGACCUCGCUACUCAACACGCCGUCGCCUCGCUCCUUCUCUGGGCCACGGGGCCGAGAGUUCGCUCCUUACGGCUACGGAGAAACCAUCUGCACGUAUGACAAGAGCGCCCUGAAGGAGGCCGUGUUUGACGAUGACGUGGAGCAGUUCCGCGACUGCCGACGUCAGGAAAGUGGUGAAAACAAGAUGACGCUCCCCAAGGUCUUUGGUCCUGCAGUUGGUCAGGACCACUCAGACCUGGUGGCCGACCUGCUGAAGGAACUGUCCAAUCACAACGAGCGUUCUGAGGAGCGUAAAGGCGCCUUGGUGGAGUUGCUGAAGAUCACACGAGAAGACAGUCUGGCUGUGUGGGAUGAACACUUUAAAACCAUCCUCCUCCUCCUGCUGGAGACACUGGGUGAUAAAGAUCACACCAUCCGAGCCCUGGCCCUGCGUUUGCUGAAAGAAAUUCUGAGGAACCAGCCGGCCCGCUUCAAAAACUACGCUGAGCUAACCAUCAUGAAGACCCUAGAGGCUCACAAGGACUCUCACAAGGAGGUGGUGCGUGCAGCCGAGGAGGCGGCGUCCACCCUGGCCGGCUCCAUCCACCCAGAGCAGUGCAUCAAGGUGCUGUGCCCUAUUGUGCAGACGGCCGACUACCCCAUCAACCUGGCCGCCAUCAAGAUGCAGACCAAAGUCAUUGAACGCAUCGCUAAGGACUCCUUACUGCAGCUGCUGCCUGACAUCAUCCCUGGACUCCUACAGGGCUAUGACAACACAGAGAGCAGCGUUCGCAAGGCCAGCGUGUUCUGUCUCGUGGCUAUCUACUCUGUGAUUGGCGAGGAUCUCAAACCCCACCUGGCACAGCUCACGGGCAGCAAGAUGAAGUUACUGAACCUGUACAUCAAGCGAGCCCAGACGACCAACAGCAAUAGCAGCAGUUCCUCGGACGUCUCCUCUCACAGUUAAUGGAGGGAGGUUUCUUUGGGGAAACCCUGUGGAUGGACGGCGUUGGAGGAUAUCCAGCCGGGCUUCUUUCCGACUUCUCCAUCUCCGAGCUUCCCCUCCUCCUCCUCAUCAUCAUCAUAACUCCAGCUCCUCUGUGCUUUCCUCCCGUUUUGAGGAGAUCCUGUCAGCAAACCUAUUUGUCAUUUAGUUCCUCCUCCCCACCUUUCGCUCUAGAAUCUUUUUGAAUGUAACUGUGGAUUGGUUUAGACCGGUGGGGAGGGACUCAACACAUUUGGAGUUUUUUUUCGAUUAAAAUGCACUUUCUCUUCCUCCACGGUUCCCACAACCUCCAAACGGCCUUCCGUCUAUGGAAGCACGUUUCUCCUCGAGCCCUCAAAUUUGGUAGAUUAAAGAGUUCAUACGUGAUGCCAUGAAAUAUUCACGAUCAGAGUGGAGAAAUUUCUGUCGGAUUAGACUAGAGUUUGGGAUGAAAUGUCAUUUGGCUGGCCCAGUGAUGGUAAUAAGCCCAUAGGUUAUGGGAUGAAUCCUGGUUUGGGGAAACAUAAAAACCAAAUCUUGUAAGAAAAAAAAAAAGAAACAAAUGUGUAAAGGAACAAUGUGACAGAAAAGAAAGAAAGUACUGUAUGAGAAUUUUUAGUUUUUGAGCAUAAUCAUGGCUCCUAAAAGCCUGUGAUUGUAGUCUUUGUUAUGCUAACUUGUAAUUAAGAGUGACUCAAUCAAUUGAAUCCCCCCUUUCACAAAAACGUUGCCAAAAGAUGACUGUUAAGCUACAGAAUUGACAAUCCUUCAAAUUUAGCGCAGUCUGUAUUUUAAAGGUGCAGUAGAUGAAAUUGCUGCACAAAUUCAAGUUGGCUGAAUUCGUCUUAAAAAUUCACAAUCAGCAGACGGUAGAAUUUGAGCCUGUGGAAAGUUGUGUUGCCUGUAAUUCCUCACUGAACUUUCUGAACAUAAGUUUGAAAACAGUGUUUUGUUUUUUUUGUCCUUUCACAAACGGUUGCCUAUUGGUUGCCAGUGUGUGGCAUCUUAACUGUAAAUCUCUGAGGUUAAUGCUCAGUCCAGUGACACUUUGAGAGGGAGUCCUUUUGUAAAUACAGCAGAUGUUUUCCCCGCUUGGAGUUUGGGGAGAGAGACGAGCGAUCCUAGACAGACAGUCAAAAAGACAUUACCAGGCCUUAUUUACUUCACACAUACACACUAAUGCUGGUUGACAGGGACCGCGGAGAGUGAAUGGGAUGUACAGCGCUAACUGUAACUCUCAAAAAACUGUGAAUCUGCAGGCGUAAACGUACCCCGGCAGUGUUCUCGUCGACCCGUGACGAUGCAAAUCCAGUAUUAGACGUUUCCUCUGAUCUCCUUCAGUUUCCCCGUCACGUAACCGCAGCAGCUUCUGCAAUAACCGUAAAAACCCAACAAAUAACGGUAUUUUGUACAUACACUUUUCGACCACUGCUUCGCAAAGUUUUACAUAAUGUCAAUGAAAAAAAAAAAAAGAUGAUAAGUGAAGAACGGGUUGACUAUCUGAUUUUUGUUUUCGCAUAUUAGCCAAAUAGCUUGCAUGUAACCUGCAGCACACGCCAACUUGCUGUUUUGAAAGGGCCCAUGUUUUUUGGCUGUUAAAGUGCACUUGUGACAUCAUCAGAUUGCUCAUCUCUGAUUUCAUGUUUCAGUAGAGGAGGGGGGGUAGCCACAUUAGCCACACUCAUAUGUAAAAGGAACAAAAUGGAGAUGACAAUUGUUGACCAAAACGUGUUUGGUAUAUUUAAGCUGGUUGAGAGAAGUAUGAAGAAAUCAUACCUCUGGGCUGCAAUUUUUUUAUUUCAGUGUUAAGUUUGAGUUCUCAAGAAGCUUUAAAGUGUUUGAUCUUGCAGCGACAUCUCUCUUUUAAGUUGAUAGUUUACUCCUACAGUAAGAGAUCCGAGUCCAGCCAUGGGUCCCUGAUUGGGAAAGGUUCCCCCCCCCACAUCUGAUCGCAUUUGUUAUUAUCGGAUAUGAUUUUGGUUCAUCACGGUACAGUUAAUCUACUGUAGGAAGGGAUCAUUAUGCCUUUUAAAUUCCGUUAUCUCAUUUGCUAACUUCUAGCAAAUGAAUCAUAAUAAUAAGGAAAUAAGAAGUAUUCCUGAUUUCGCCUGGGGACAUCCGGAGUCCUUGGAUGGACAAUUUAGGGACUCACUGUUUUAGUUGAGUGGUGUUUUCAUUCAGGGAAUCCACUGAGAGUGGGCCAAUUUUGGUUAUUUAAGUAAAUGAAUGUACAGACUUAAUAAUAUGUGUUAUAAUUAGCUUUUUAAGUAUUGGUACUGAAAAAUGAUUCUCGGCAACAUGCAGCCCUGUACACUCUGUAAUAUGCCUGUCUGCACUCUACCUUACCUUCCUUUCUCCUGAAUUCCCUCAGCAGUUUUAAUCAGCCUGGUUUAGUUUUAAGCCAAUUAAAAGCAAAUCCACACAAGACAUAAUAACGGGAAACUAGCAUAUGUUAUUACAUUACUGGUCCUAGAAAAACAGACUACAUGGUAUUCCUUGCAAAACUGUUCACUAUGCAUGUUCAACAGUACACUGUCUUUCCUUUGUCUCCCUGUAAUAUUCAUACCUGUAUUUAUAUAUUUUAUUUUAUUUUAUUUUGUUCUCUCAUGACAAAACUGUACAGAAGGUUUUUUGUUAAAACUUCCACCUGUGAUAGAUUUGCAACAAUGUAAAGAAAUUGUUUGCUCUAGAAAUAAACAGAUUAAGAACUGA
This is a messenger RNA of Sebastes umbrosus (honeycomb rockfish), 8407 nucleotides long. RefSeq names its product cytoplasmic linker associated protein 1a (gene clasp1a). The record is from RefSeq and is a predicted model, not a curated record. The transcript has 45 exons. Gene Ontology annotation, cellular component: mitotic spindle; microtubule organizing center; spindle microtubule. Lineage: Eukaryota; Metazoa; Chordata; Actinopteri; Perciformes; Sebastidae. The coding region runs from base 731 to 5677 and encodes 1648 amino acids. Gene Ontology annotation, biological process: mitotic spindle assembly. Gene Ontology annotation, molecular function: kinetochore binding; microtubule binding.